Molecule: messenger RNA, 1509 nt
Organism: Aspergillus oryzae RIB40
Lineage: Eukaryota; Fungi; Ascomycota; Eurotiomycetes; Eurotiales; Aspergillaceae
Exons: 3
Coding region: 1-1509 (502 amino acids)
Source: RefSeq, a predicted model, not a curated record
AUGAAGAUUCCAGCUCCCCAACAACUCCAACAACUCCACGUCUCCCUUGACGGGGGUCAUUAUGAGCCUGUAACAACUUUUGACCCCGCAAAGGCUACGUAUCUCCAAGACCAGGAGGCUCUCCAGGAAAACCUGUUGCGGUUAUGCUCCGUCAACGGAUGGCAUAAAAGUUCUAGAGCAGCUUGCUCUCCUCGGCCAGUUCUCGUCAGCUCGGAGCACCAACGGCGAUGGAGGGAGCUUCAUGAAGCUCUAGUCCUAGCUAUAACCGACAUUGUCGAAAGAUGGUUGACGGACCCCGAGGCUAGAUUCCCGGAACGGAUGCCUUUGGAACCGGAGGAGGAAGAUCUACUGCGCUGGAUUGAUGAGCAAGUGCCUCACAACCUUCCGCAGUACCGAGACUGCCGGGGCUCAUGGAGACCCGACUUCCUGGUGGAAGAGGAAAACAGUGAAGACGGCUCUGGGCCUGUCGAGAACUUCCGCAUCAGUGAAAUCAAUGCCCGAUUCUCCUUUAAUGGCUUUAUGUUCGCCACAUGCGGACAGCAAGCAAUUCACGACAUGGGUAUUUGUGACAAUGGCAAUGGCCUGGUAGGCGCCACUGAUCCGGCGAAGAUCCUCAAGGGUCUUUUAAGGCUGUUCCAGCCCGGUCUUCCAUUGCACCUUUUGAAGGGCGAUGAAGCUGGAGUUGACAUCCAUAUGCUAGUGGACUUCCUCGACCGUUAUUUGGGAAUUACCCACCGCUUCAUUAUGCCUGCAGAUCUGAGACUACUUCACGAACCUCAGGCAAAAGGGGGCUACAAACUCUGCUGUGUAGUCAAAAACCCGGAUAGCUGCGACCCUGCUACAUUGAUCUAUCAUGAUGGAGAUAUCCUGGAGGAGAUUCAUCAGGUCGGUCUGGAGCUUCACCAACGAGAGAUCCGUGCCUUGGAGCCGGAAAUGCUCCGGCAAAUUAGUCUCAGAUGCUUUAACGAUAUGCGCACAAUUCUGCUCGUUCACGAUAAGAGAAUGCUAGGCAUUGUCAAACAGGAACUUGAGAAUUUAGUAGCAAGAAACGUUCUUACACUGUCCCAGGCGAAGAUUCUGGACAAGGGCAUCCCAGAAACAAUCCUCCCGGGGUCGUUGGACCUCGAUCAGGCAAUUGCACGCUGCAAGGAAAUGCCAGAGCUAAAAGAUGAAUACAUUCUCAAGCCUAUUCGGAGUGGAAAAGGCGACGGAAUUGUGUUUGGCGAAGAUCUGAACUCGGAGGAGUGGAUUUCAAGAUUAGAGGGUCUAUGGUCAGCUCAAUUGAUCCCGGGUGGAGGAACCUGCAUUGUCCAACGCAAGGUGAAACAGCUCUUGUACGACGUGGUGUUAAGACCGACCGGCGUCAAGACUAGAUAUCCGCUCAUUGGAACUUACCACUCGAUAAAUGGUGAGUUCCUAGGAGUCGGGGUUUGGCGUAGCAGUCCGGAUCGUAUCUGCGCGAUCAGUCAUGGAGGUGCAUGGACGGUUUCUGUUAUGCGUGAUGAAUAG